Molecule: messenger RNA, 6807 nt
Organism: Closterium sp. NIES-67
Lineage: Eukaryota; Viridiplantae; Streptophyta; Zygnematophyceae; Desmidiales; Closteriaceae
Source: the annotation of a GenBank genome assembly
GUCAAGUUUCGGUGGUGUGAUAUGGCGCUGUGGCAGCUUUGAAAUGUCAGUCAUGCACUUCUUAUAUUAGGCUAGUCUUUUGGAAAGUGUUCCCAGCGCGAGGUAAAUGCUCGUUUUGUAUCUUCGUUGACAUCUCUGUAACCAGUUCUAGGUUUCUAAGCAGCAAAUCACACGCGCGACCAGUUCUAGGUUUCCAUUAGUCCAAUGAGCCGAGGCUGGUAGGAAUGCUCGUGGUUCGGAAAGGAUCCGUAUGGGGGGUGGCUGAUUUUCUUAGCAGGUUGGACGACGCGACGCAACAUUCCGUAUCGUACGGCGACGAUGCGACGCAAUAUUCUGUGUCUUACGGCGACGACGCGACGCAACGGUACGCGUCACACGGCGACGAUGAGGCAGGCUUCAGAGAUGGGAAGAGCAGCCAUUUCGACCGCAUCAGUCAAGGCGGGCCGAGAGAGCAGCGGGGAGAGAUGACGGGUGGGAAACUUCCCAGAAGCCGGGGAAGCGAAGGGUGGGGGAGAGAAGGGAGGGGAGGGUGGGAGAGGGAGGGCUGCAGCUGCAGCUGCGGAGCCGAAAGAACGAGAGAAAAACGAGAAGCCGUUUCCUUUAACGAGGGGAGGGCGGAACCAUUGCAAUAUUGCGACUACCCUCCAGCAGCCGAGUGCUUGUUAAAAGGCUGGUCGGUGCGAGCUUCUCAGUGGGACUCAGCAGCGUGCUGGGUUGACCCAGAGGGCAUGCGUCGAAGAGUUACUGGAGCUGGCGACGGGUCUGCAUGCGCCCCCUCCUUGCGUGACGCUUCCGGUGGUACUUGUAGCAGCUGCCAUAGUACAGGUGGGGGCGUUCAUAACGCGGACGAGAUGUUUUGUGGUAGCAGUAGGGCCAAUAGCAGUGGCACCAGCAGCAGCAGCGACAGCAACGGCAGUAGCAGCAGCAGCGAUGGCGGUUCAUGGGGUAGCGGACACGAUAGUAGGUGCCAUGGCUGGUAUAGCGACGGGCAGUCGCACAGGGAAGGUAGGUGCAGCGCUGGCGGUAGGCAUAGCAGGACUGGGGGCAGGUGCUGUUGGGAGGACUCGAAUAGUGACGGCAACACGAAUAGUGGCGGUAGAUUAGCCGGCCACGCUAGUGAUGAAGCGGGGGACAGUGCAAGGGAGGGCGCAAGGGAGAGCAGUCGGGAUAGGAAGAGCGGAUGGGUUGAGAAAGCGUUUAGGGUUUCGAGUAGCUCUGAGUGUGCUUCCACUAACAUCCUGACUGCACAGCAUCGCCCCCGCUCCUUCGCAACCCCCCCCGCUCCCUCCGCCCUCUUUCCCCACUCCGCGCGCCUUCCCCUCUGCCUUCCCCUCAUCCUCUCCUUCCUCCUCCUCCUCCUCCUCCCCCUCUCCCCCGCGCGCGCGCAAGUCCUCCCCUCGACUUUCCGCGUGCUGUCGUUCGUCGACACCUUCUGCGCCUCCCCGCUCGUUCCGCCCGACCGUCGCGAGGACGGCCCCGUCAUGGGGCCGCUCCCGGGGGGAAAUGGCGGGGGGACUAGCGCGGGAGGGGCGCAGAAGUCCGGGGCAGGGGGAGUUGGGCCGAACUGCGCAGUGACGGUUUCCACAGGGCUGUUACCGUCGCAAGCUGACAACAGUAGCAGUGACACUUACAACAGCACGGCCUGGCGACUCACGUAUGUAUUGGCUGUGGGUGUGGUCCCCACGGAUUUCGACUGGCCCGAUCAGACGGUACAGUCCAUACGCGUUAAUGGACGGGAGAUGCUCACUGCAGGGCCGUGCAGACCCGUGGGUCGGUGCGGGGGCACCCGCCCCUUCGCCUGCUACAUGGGGGACGUCUCGUGGGCGCUGCCCGCCCGUAACAGUGCUGCAGCCAGUAGUAACACCACUGGCAACCCUACUGUCAAUGCGACGCUCACUGUUACAGUUACGGCCUCGGCUAAGGUCGCGCAGCCGUGCCGUCUCUGUGGGGGCUUCCAGCAGUUACCCUGUCAGGUGUUACAAGCAGCGGUUCGCCUGACCGCUGUGCUGGUCCCAGUCUCGCUGCAGCAGCCGCAGCCGGGCCAGCCACUACAGGAGCAAGCUCCAGCCGGCGCCGCUACAGCCGUUGGUCCCGCUACAGCUUCUGGUUCAGGUAAUGGUAGCGGAAAAGUCCCGGCUGCAGUAUCAGGCGCGGUUGUAGCCGAAGGGGGAGGUGCCGCAGCAGGAGGGGCGCCGAAAGCGGCUGCUGAGGUGGCAGACGGCGGUGCUGCUAGCACCUCGGCGCCUGUGCCGCUGCAAAGCCGCCUGGCCGCAUCCCCCGCUGCCCAGGCGGCGACAGCGGCGGGCAGUUCCCUGAGCAGCAGCACUGGGGUGGUGGCCGGCGGCGAGGGAGUGCGGGGAGAAGCAGAGCCGCCCGCGCGAGCAGUAACGGUCGCAUCUGCACCGGGCGUGGCGGUGUCGUUUGUGCGCGGCCCAGGGGGGGUGUCCAAGGUGCCCCGGUCGCGAUUCUCUUGGCAGGCGCUGGAGACCAAGGGCGUGCACACGGCAGUGCGCUGCGACGGGUGCACCUACGUGUGUAAGCUCGACUCCCUCCCCGCGUUCCCCUGCCCGCGUGGCUGGUUCACAGCGAGGGGCCUCACGGACGGGCCCCACCUCUUCACAGUCACGGCGGUGAAGGGCGCCAAGGGGGUCACUGGCAGCCGCCUGCAGGCAGCUGCUGCCGCAGUGGGAGGAGGAGAGGUGGGAGGGGCGCAGGUGGAGGCUCAGGCACAGGCAACUUAUGAAUGGGUUGUGGACGCUGCCAGCCCGGUGCCAACACUGACUGUGGACCCCCCGCAAGCAAGGGAGGGGUCGGUGCGCAUCAACAUCACCUUUGACAAGCCGUGCCUGGGGCUGCAGUGCACCGCCACUGCCUGCGAUAUUGAGGCGUCACCACAAGGCAUAGUGACUAUAGACGCGUCCUCGUUCACAGCCUCGCAGGACGGCUCUAGCUACAGCGCCACGGCCACCCUGCCAUCCAUCACCAGCAGCAGUGGCGCAGAAAGCGCCAGCAGCAAUGCCACCAAUUCCACCAGCAGCAGUGGCAGCGCCGGCAGCAGCAAUGGCGCUGUGACGGUGGCUCUGAGGCCAGGCUCCUGUGCUGACUCCAGUGGGAGGGCGUGGACAGCGGGGUUUGACUCUUAUGCCGUCAUCAGGAUAGACCGGGACAGUCUCGAGGCGACCCUCUCGUGCGACACGCCCUUUGCCGUGGUGAAGUUCUUCACUCAGCUCCGAGCCACGCCGCGAGUCAGCCAGUCUCCCGUGACCUGCCGCGUGCUCUUCUCCAAGCCCGUGCGCACCUUCUCCUCCGCCUCGCUGGCUGUGGUGAACGCCACGAGCAGCGAGCCCCAAGCGGUGUCGGAUGUGGAGUACGAGUUCCAGGUGUGGCCCACGGGGGAGGGGUCCGUGGUGGUGGACAUACGCUCUGCGGACAUCACCGAUGCUGCCGGCAACAUCUGCCAGCCCACACAGCCCUUCUUCUUCUUCUUUGAUACCACGCCUCCCACGGUGCAGCUGAGCUCGAGUGAGAGCAGCACGGACACGGACUGGGUGUACCCCAUCCUCGUGGCCUUCUCGGAGCCCGUGCUGGGCUUCAACAGCUCCUCGCUGCAGCUCUCCAACGGGGUCAUCACCUGCUGGACGGGCGUGGACAGGGGUUUGGGGCGGUACUACGAGGUGACUGUGGCGGCAGUGAGUGAUGGCGAGGUGACUGUAUCGGUGCCGGGGGCAACGGUGGUGGACAUAGCAGGCAACCUCAACUCGCCCUCCAACACACUCUCCCUCACACACUACGCACCAGGAGACGCAGGCACCAUCACGGCGUGGGUGGUGACGGCAGUGCUGGGGUGGACCGCCCUGUCCACGGCCACCGUCUCCCUGGCCGUGACGAUCAAGGAGUCCGACCCCACCUCCUCGCCCGGCAUCCGCAUCGUCUCCAACCGCCCCUUCAGGGCCGUCAGCACGCCCGUGGUUGGGGCUGACCCUUCUAGGAACAUCCUGCGCAUGGCCCUGCAUCUGCAGGUGUUCGCCCUGACCCAGCACCUGGCGGUGCGAGUGCUGCCGCUCUUUUACCGCCAGCUCACAGGGGGCCUGCGCUGGACCUACUUCUACAUCCCGCCGCCCUUCAAAAGCUCCUUCGACGGCUGGAAGGGCGUGUAUGCCACUCCCACUGACGCGCCUGGGCAGAACAGCAGCGACCCCCAGCCCUCCUGUGCCCCGCUGUACCUGGCAACCAGGGGAGACAGUGCUGCAUCCUCCUCCUCCUCCUCCUCCAACCCCUCUAGCGCGGCACCAUCCAAGUUCUCCCCAAGCACCAAUAUCCCUCCACCAGAAGCAGCAGCAGCAGCAGCAGCAGCAGCAGACAGCACAUCCGCACACCCCUCCUCGCCCCCGUCUCCCUCUCUCCUCCAUCCUCGCAACCUCCGCCGCGUUCUCUCCUCGUCUCUCCGCUCCCUCCUCUCCUCCCUCGCCUCUCCCUCACUCAACCAUGCGUCCCAUCCGCGCACCAUGCGCUCCUCUCGCUCUAUCCGCAAUACUGCCAAUUCAAUGCCAGCCCACACCCAUGCCCAUGCCCAUGCCCAUGCCCACAUGCAAGCACGGCAACUGCAAUCAGCCACAUCACAUGUGCACAUGAGACAUGCCAUGUCACAUCACAGCAUCUCACAUCACAGCCUGGCACAUGGUCGCAGCUUGGGGUCCUCUCGAGCCCUCCCCUUCCUCCCCAUCCCCACCUCGCCCUCUCCCACCCGCCUCCUACGAGGCCUGCCCUUGAGCCCCCCCACUCUCUCCUCCUCCUCCGCCUCCUUUCACUCCUCCCUUUACUCCUCCUUCCCAUCCCACACACCCCUCUCGACUUCCCACUCACCUCACCCUUCAACCCAUUAUCAUCGCAUGCUUCAAGCGCAGACUGACAGUACCACAAGCACCAGCAACGGCACCAGCAGCAACAGCAGCGCAACCGGUUACAGUGACAGUUACUACAGUGCCAGUGGGUUCAACGCCUCUGCGUUUGUAGCAUUGGCAGCGGCAGGGGGAGGGGCAGGGGGGAAUGCAGCGGCAGUGGCAGCGGCUGGGGGUUUUGACCCGACGCUGCUGCCGCUGCUGAGCGAGGAGGAGUACGACUACAUGCAGGCAUGGGGUGACGCCUACUACUCGCACUACCCCAACCUCUUCUACUCCUACCACGGCUUUGAGCAGUUCUGCACGGUGCUCUUCUGGUUCGCCAUCUUCUUCUUCGCCCUCUCGCUCCUGCAACUGCUCUUCCAGUGGGCGUGGCAGCACUGGCGCUACCAGUGGCUCUACGGCCUGCUGGACCCGCCUCGCCUGCAGUUCCUCCUGCUCGCGCUCUCCCUGCUGGCCGUCUCCUGGGGCUGCACGCUGCUCAUCCGCGGCAGCAUGGAGCCGGGCGGCACGGCGGCGGGGCUGGCCGUGGGGGUGAUAGUGCUGAACCUGUGGCCCGUGCUCUUUCUCAUCUUCUCCUUCUCGGUCGUCUGGUACAUCGUCGUCCAGGAGCAAUUCGCGCGCUUCUUCGUGCGCGAGAUGACGGAGCCGCGCAACGAGGCGUGCAUCGCGUCGUUCGCGCGCACCUUCUGGGCGGCGCUGCGGCAGAAGCGGCUCAAGGGUCACUGGGUCACCAUCACGCCCUCGCAGAAACACAUUCUGCCGCGCUUUGGGAUCUUCUUUGAAGACUUCACAGUGUGGGGCUCUGUGGGAGCCUGGGGAGUGUUGAAGGACCGGCUGAGGGCUGCUUACGGCACUCUAGACUUUCUAAAAAUGGUGUUGGUGGGAGUGCUGGUGGGGGCAUGGAGCCCUGCAGCCAACUCCAUCGCCCAGCAAGCAUGCCUUCUCGUCCUCGCCUUCCUGCAGCUGCUCUUCCUCCUCUUCCUCCAGCCCUUUACCGAGCGCGGCCUGCAGGUGGUGGAGGCGGUGAGCGUGGGCGCGGAGGUGGUGCUGUUCACGUGCUCGCUGGUCAUGGCGAUCGACUGGGACAUGUCAUCCAAUGCCGCUGGCACUCUCGGGCUUGUCAUGGCAUUGGCCGUGGGUGCUGCCUUCAUCGGUCAGCUCUUCAACCACUGGGUGGCGCUGGGCCAGCAGAUCAACCGCAUGCUCAAUCCGCCUGACGAUGAGCGAAGCCCCUCGCACCGGUCGGAUGGCGACGAUUUCUCGGAUAAUGAUGACGAUGACCUGGACGACGACGACGAUGAUGAGGAUUUCGAUGACGAGGACGACGGGAACGGUGACGAGGAUGAGGAGGAUGAUGACGAUGAUUAUGAUGACGAUGACGAUGAUGAGGAGGUGGACACAAGCAUGGAUGAAGGGGAGAGGAUCCGGCAACAGCAACAGCAGGGGCAAUGACACCCUUCCCCCCCUCACUCACCCUCUCUUUCCCCCUCAUGCUCUCGGCCCACACUCUUACCUCCCUAUUAACCCCCGUCAAUGGUGUGACGGAACCACCGGUUGGCCACUAACAUCUCCCCAAUCUAUCGCCAGUACGUUGGCUCCCCCAAGCCCCCUUCCCUGUAGCCUUAGCUCCAUCUCUCGGCACCACCAGCCAUACUGGCACCCCUGCAGCUGCUGCCCUCCCUGCCUUACCUGAUAGCAUGAUGCAGUUGUGCACUGGUGAAGUGUAUUUGCGUUUGUGCUUGCUGCAACUACUCGCUGCCUGCAAGCCAGAUACCAUAUUAACGACAAGGCUUCAUUGCUAGCUGAUUUAUGUGCUUAUUUAUUGAUGUAGUUAAAUGUCCCUAAUGGGUUAGAGUCUCGACUUAGUAUCUAUGUACGCAUUCUUGAAUAAAUUGGAGAGCACUUG